UUUCUUUCACCUCACUCAACCUCCAUUGUUCUUGCCUGAUUUAGCAAACCUCUCACCAGCAAAAUUAAAACCCUUCUCCUCUCAUUCUUGACCCAAGAUCUCCUCAUCAAGCACACCACCUUGGUCAUCAUCAUCAUCACUGGAGAUCAUGUCGUGUUCCGGAGAAAGAGGAAAGAGCUUGAUGGAGGGACCGGGAUCAGGAGAGCAGCAACCGGCGACACCGAGCCGGUAUGAGUCACAGAAAAGGCGGGACUGGAACACGUUCGGACAGUAUCUCAAGAACCAGAGACCACCUGUUCAUCUGUCUCAGUGCAACUGCAACCACGUUCUUGAUUUCCUCCGUUACCUCGACCAGUUCGGCAAGACCAAGGUCCACGUCCCUGGCUGCAUGUUCUACGGCCAGCCCGAGCCGCCAGCUCCCUGCACUUGCCCACUCAGACAGGCCUGGGGGAGCCUCGACGCUCUCAUAGGCCGUCUCAGAGCGGCUUACGAGGAGAACGGCGGCUCGCCCGAGAUGAACCCUUUCGCCACCGGAGCGAUCAGGGUUUACCUCAGGGAGGUCAGGGAGUGUCAGGCCAAGGCAAGAGGUAUUCCGUACAAGAAGAAGAAGAAGAAGCCGACACCGAAAAAGGAUCAAGAUUCUUCUUCUUCUUCAUCGUCCUCCUCCUCGUUCCGCUUCUCUUAGAUUUGGCUUCUUGUCGAAUCUUGAAUCUCGCCGGCUUCUGUCUCCAAUGCACGGACACACAUUGACGACUGUUGUGCGACAGUGGCGGUUCGAGGCUGUAAUAAUUGGAUCUUUGAAUGCUACGGGAUUUUAGUUAUAUGAUGUGCCUCUUUUAAAGAUUUUGUAGAUUCUGUGCCCCAUCCAUAAGCUAAGGGCAUCAACCUCGAUCUUUUUGCCAUUAAUUUAUUUAUAGACUAAAGAAAAAUGACACAUAAUUAAGUGAACCCUGCUAUAUGAUUAUAACCUAUGGUUAUAUUAAGGUUCUUUAACAACAGAAACACAUAAUAUUUUAGUGUUUAAUUCCAUAUAUGCUUUAAUGCUUUUUCCAUCUCCAUUUUGCAAAAUUUCAUGGACGAGCACAUUCUGGUGCUAGAAUCUCUCUUUAUAUAUAUAUAUAUAUUUAUAUAUAUGAUCAAAGCUAGAAAGAAUCAAUUACAUAGAUAUGACAUUGAAAUUGUUUAUACUCGGAAUCAGUUUGGUUAGUAUCCGAAUCUUGAACAUAAUUUGUGUGUCAAGAUAAGGAAUCAAACGGUACACCCCACAUGUAUAUGAUGAGAACAUGUAACUAUUCUAAGGCAUAUGUAAACUUUGUAAGGACGUACUAUGAAAACAAUUAUGCAUUUGAAAUUUUUUCCCCAUCCAUCUAAUUAUAAAGUAUAUACGCUUUUUGUGAAUAGUAAGUACAUAGAUUCUGUGUGUAUACACUUCGGGAAAAGAUCUUUGUCUCCAUUAGGUAUGGAAAAGCUUGCCCGUCAUCGUACGCACAUAUUUGUGUAUAUAUAUACACCGUAUCGUAUAAUUAAUCAUAAUCAUAUGUGUACAUUUGUGUGUAUAUAUAUGUGUCAAGACUAUAUAUGGCAUACAGGUUACAUAAGAACAAUUGAAUGUAUGAGCUUAUUAAUCAUGUGGUGAUA
This is a messenger RNA of Tarenaya hassleriana, 1638 nucleotides long. Its product is annotated as protein LIGHT-DEPENDENT SHORT HYPOCOTYLS 10-like. NCBI's taxonomy places the organism in Eukaryota, Viridiplantae, Streptophyta, Magnoliopsida, Brassicales, Cleomaceae. Gene Ontology annotation, biological process: response to light stimulus; mRNA transcription. Bases 149 to 685 code for a protein of 178 amino acids. Gene Ontology annotation, cellular component: nucleus. The transcript is spliced from 2 exons. The record is from RefSeq and is a predicted model, not a curated record.